Hibiscus syriacus is the source of this 1218-nucleotide messenger RNA. RefSeq names its product mitogen-activated protein kinase homolog MMK1-like. Gene Ontology annotation, cellular component: cytoplasm; nucleus. The transcript has 6 exons. Gene Ontology annotation, molecular function: MAP kinase activity; ATP binding. Gene Ontology annotation, biological process: protein phosphorylation; intracellular signal transduction. NCBI's taxonomy places the organism in Eukaryota, Viridiplantae, Streptophyta, Magnoliopsida, Malvales, Malvaceae. The record is from RefSeq and is a predicted model, not a curated record. The coding region runs from base 1 to 1179 and encodes 392 amino acids.
AUGGAAGGCGGAGGGCCACCUAAACCGGCGGAGGCAGCUCAGACGGGACAAUCUGACCCGCAAAACAACAACCAGAAAAUCUCCACCGGAAUGGAAAAUAUUCCGGCCGUGCCAAGCCACGGUGGAAGGUUUAUUCAAUACAAUAUAUUUGGCAACAUUUUUGAGGUCACUGCUAAAUAUAAACCCCCUAUUAUGCCUAUCGGAAAAGGCGCCUACGGCAUUGUCUGUUCCAUACUGAAUUCCGAGACAAAUGAACAAUUGGCAUUAAAGAAGAUCACAAAUGCAUUUGACAACGAGAUUGAUGCUAAGAGAACUCUUCGUGAGAUCAAGCUUCUUCGUCACAUGGAUCACGAAAACGUAGUGGCAAUCAAAGAUAUAAUUCCACCACCCCAAAGAGAAUGUUUUAAUGAUGUUUAUAUUGCAUAUGAGCUGAUGGACACUGAUCUUCAUCAGAUAAUCCGUUCUAAUCAAGCUUUAUCAGAAGAGCAUUGUCAGUACUUCCUCUAUCAACUCUUACGUGGUUUGAAGUAUAUACACUCUGCUAAUGUUCUGCACAGGGACUUAAAACCUAGCAACCUGAUCCUGAAUGCUAAUUGCGACUUGAAAAUAUGUGAUUUCGGAUUGGCUCGUGUCAACUCCGAAACCGAUUUUAUGACAGAAUAUGUCGUUACAAGAUGGUACCGUGCGCCGGAACUGUUGCUAAACUCUUCAGAUUACAAUGCCGCCAUUGAUGUAUGGUCGGUCGGCUGCGUAUUCAUGGAGUUGAUGGAUCGGAAGCCAUUGUUUCCCGGAAGAGAUCAUGUGCAUCAGCUCCGGUUGCUUAUGGAGCUAGUUGGCACCCCAUCAGAGGCUGAAAUGGAUUUUCUGAAUGAAAAGGCUAAGAGAUACAUACAUCAACUCCCUCUUCAUAGUCGACAAACUUUCACUGAAAAGUUUCCGAAUGUGAACCCUUUAGCUGUUGAUCUUGUUGAAAAGAUGUUGAAAUUCGAUCCCAGACAGAGGAUUACUGUUGAGGAUGCACUUGCUCAUCCCUACUUAACAUCACUGCACGACACAAGCGAUGAGCCGAUCUGUACGACGCCCUUCGAUUUCGACUUCGAUCAAUAUGCCUUAACGGAGGAGCAGAUGAAGGAGCUGAUAUAUCGGGAGGCACUCGCAUUCAACCCAGAAUAUCUGUAAGCAAUUACAGGCUCGAAAAUCCAACAAAUACAAAUACAA